GCCCCGUAGAAAUCUCCGCGGCCCUGGGGCCGCUUGCUUCCUGUUUGUCGUACGAGAAGACAUGGCGGCGGCGCCGGCGUCUGCUGGGUCUGGGGCCGACCGAGGGCGACGGGCAGCGGCAACGGUGGCGGCUUGGGGCGGAUGGGGCGGCCGGCCGCGGCCCGCUAACAUUCUGCUGCAGCUGCGGCAGGGCCAGCUAACUGGACGGGGCCUGGUCCGGGCGGUGCAGUUCACUGAGACUUUUUUGACGGAAAGGGACAAACCGUCCAAAUGGAGUGGAAUUCCUCAGCUGCUCCUUAAGCUGUAUGCAACCAGCCACCUCCACAGUGACUUCGUUGAGUGCCAAAACAUCCUCAAGGAAAUUUCUCCUCUUCUCUCCAUGGAGGCUAUGGCAUUUGUUACUGAAGACAGGAAACUUACCCAGGAAACCACUUAUCCAAAUACUUAUAUUUUUGACUUGUUUGGAGGUGUUGAUCUCCUUGUAGAAAUUCUUAUGAGGCCUACAAUCUCCAUCCGGGGACAGAAACUGAAAAUAAGUGAUGAAAUGUCCAAGGACUGUUUGAGCAUCCUGUAUAAUACCUGUGUCUGUACGGAAGGAGUUACAAAGCGUUUGGCAGAAAAGAAUGACUUUGUGAUCUUCCUGUUUACACUGAUGACGAGUAAGAAGACAUUCUUACAAACAGCAACCCUCAUUGAAGAUAUUUUGGGUGUUAAAAAGGAAAUGAUCCGACUAGAUGAAGUCCCCAACCUGAGUUCCUUAGUAUCCAAUUUCGAUCAGCAGCAGCUUGCUAAUUUCUGCCGGAUUCUAGCUGUCACCAUUUCAGAGAUGGAUACAGGGAAUGAUGACAAGCACACACUUCUUGCCAAAAAUGCUCAGCAGAAGAAGAGCUUGAGCUUGGGGCCUUCUGCAGCUGAAAUCAACCAAGCGGCCCUUCUCAGCAUCCCUGGCUUUGUCGAGCGGCUUUGCAAGCUGGCAACUCGAAAGGUGUCAGAAUCCACGGGCACAGCCAGCUUCCUUCAGGAGUUGGAGGAGUGGUACACAUGGCUAGACAACGCUUUGGUGCUAGAUGCCCUGAUGCGAGUGGCUAAUGAGGAAUCAGAACACAGUCAAGGGGCUUCUGAGGAGAAUGGCCUGCCUCACACUUCAACUAGGACGCAGCUGCCUCAGUCAAUGAAGAUUAUGCACGAGAUCAUGUACAAACUGGAAGUGCUCUAUGUCCUGUGCGUGCUGCUGAUGGGACGUCAGCGAAACCAGGUGGGCCUCUCCCCCACAGCUCAGAAUGGGGAGUCAGGAGACAUCACCUUGAAGAUCCAGUUUUUGAGGCUGCUCCAGAGUUUCAGCGACCACCACGAAAACAAGUACCUGCUGCUGAACAACCAGGAGCUGAAUGAGCUCAGUGCCAUCUCCCUCAAGGCCAACAUCCCCGAGGUGGAAGCCGUCCUCAACACGGACAGGAGUUUGGUGUGUGAUGGGAAGAGGGGCUUAUUGACUCGUCUGCUGCAGGUCAUGAAGAAGGAGCCAGCUGAGUCAUCUUUCAGGUUUUGGCAAGCCCGGGCUGUGGAGAGUUUCCUCCGAGGGACCACCUCCUAUGCAGACCAGAUGUUCCUGCUGAAGCGAGGCCUUCUGGAGCACAUCUUGUACUGCAUUGUGGACAGUGAGUGCAAGUCGAGGGAUGUGCUCCAGAGCUACUUUGAUCUCCUGGGGGAGCUGAUGAAGUUCAAUGUUGAUGCAUUCAAAAGAUUCAAUAAGUACAUCAACACUGAUGCAAAGUUCCAGGUGUUUCUGAAGCAGAUCAACAGCUCACUGGUGGACUCCAACAUGCUGGUGCGCUGCGUCACUCUGUCACUGGACCGAUUUGAAAACCAGGUGGACAUGAAAGUUGCUGAGGUCCUGUCUGAGUGCCGCCUUCUAGCCUACAUAUCCCAGGUUCCCACGCAGAUGUCCUUUCUCUUCCGCCUGAUCAAUAUCAUCCAUGUGCAGACCCUGACCCAGGAGAAUGUCAGCUGCCUCAACACCAGCCUCGUGAUUCUGAUGCUGGCCCGACGGAAAGAGCGGCUGCCCCUGUACCUGCGGCUGCUUCAGCGGAUGGAACACAGCAAGAAGUACCCCGGCUUCCUGCUCAACAACUUCCACAACCUGCUGCGCUUCUGGCAGCAGCAUUACCUGCACAAGGACAAGGACAGCACCUGCCUGGAGAACAGCUCCUGCAUCAGCUUCUCAUACUGGAAAGAGACCGUGUCCAUCCUGUUAAACCCGGACCGCCAGUCACCCUCUGCCCUUGUCAGCUACAUCGAGGAGCCCUACAUGGACAUAGACAGGGACUUCACCGAGGAGUGACCUUGGGCCAGGCCUCCGGAGGCUGCUGGGCCAGUGCGAGUCACACGCCCUGCCCUGUCCCUACCCCUGCCUUCCUGCUGCUCUCUGCCUGCCCCAGGUCUUCAGGUACAGGCUUGGUGGGAGGGAGUGUCUAGAAGACCUUGGCCCCUGGGUCUGAGAGCCCCAGCAUCCAUCAUUGGGGAACCUCAGUUCCCUCAAGAUCCCCAUGAUGAAGACGAGGGCACUAGCCCACCCUUCGUUCAGAGCCUUGGGGCCCGCCCAGAGGUAAGGGGACUUUUCAUAGUAGCUCUGUCUGAGCUCCUGCCCAGUCUCUUGGCUGUCAGUCCUGGGGUGGGGAGGGAGAUACGUGCACCCUCCCCCAAUCUGUGAGCCACGCUUGCCCCGGCCUUUGGACCCAGGCAAAGGCCUCUGAGCCCUGGGCAGGGGUGGGGGAUACGAGAGAAUGCUACCCUCCCCCAAGCCUGCCCAUCCGUCCCUCCCUCCCUCAUUUUCCUUUAGCUCCUCUGGUUCUGUUUGCUCAUUGGCCGCUGUGUUUAUCCCAGGGGGUUCCCCCAUAAAUGGAGGACCUUUCCUUCCAUCCCUUGCGGCACGGGGUGGCUGUGCCCAGCCCCUGCCCCACAGCAGCGUCUCCUGCCUGAGCCGACACACAGGAGCCUGCCUGGGAGCACACCCUUGGCCCCUCCUUGUGUUGCCAAUUUAUUAACAACAAACCAAUUAAGUGGAGACUAUUAAAGAACUUUAUUUUAAA
This is a messenger RNA of Hipposideros armiger (great roundleaf bat), 3086 nucleotides long. RefSeq names its product transient receptor potential cation channel subfamily C member 4 associated protein (gene TRPC4AP). The transcript is spliced from 18 exons. Gene Ontology annotation, biological process: ubiquitin-dependent protein catabolic process. The record is from RefSeq and is a predicted model, not a curated record. Gene Ontology annotation, cellular component: Cul4A-RING E3 ubiquitin ligase complex. NCBI's taxonomy places the organism in Eukaryota, Metazoa, Chordata, Mammalia, Chiroptera, Hipposideridae. The coding region runs from base 62 to 2338 and encodes 758 amino acids. Gene Ontology annotation, molecular function: phosphatase binding.